UGGUGGUGUUGUGUCGUUUAAUUCAAUGUGUCUAUUCAGAGCUCCGGUAUAGUUUUUAUUCAAUUUGUCUAUUUGAAGGCUCAGGUAGUUUUCAAUCAUAGCUAACAACAAUGGUUUUAUACGAUCUGUUUAAUGGUAUUAAAUAUGCCAUCAAAUUGGAUACCAUUUACAUUGAUAACAAUGUAUUUCGUAUGCACUAUAAGCUAACGGUAGCCCUACUGAUCGGGUCAUCCCUGUUGGUAACCUCCAGUCAAUUGUUUGGCGAUCCAAUCAGCUGUAUAGGUGCCAAUGAUGAUACCCAGGUACCCGAACAAGUACUACAAACCUAUUGUUGGAUACAUUCAACAUUUACAUUGCCCGGUGCUCUCGGAAAACAAGUCGGGGUAGAAGUGGCACAUCCGGGUGUCGAUACCUAUACACCCAAUGAAAAACGUCAAUAUCAUAAAUACUAUCAAUGGGUAGCACUGGUACUGUUUCUACAAGCACUGGGCUUUCUGACGCCACGCUAUCUAUGGAAACAACGAGAAGCCGGACAAGUGGCCCGACUAGUUGGCCAACUAAAUCAGCCAAUUGUCGACAAUAAAGACCAACAAAUCAAGCUAUUGGUCGGCUAUUUGGCCAAUAAUUACCGUCGCGGUCAACAUCGGCUAUACUUUCUCUGGUAUGUCGUAUGCGAAACCUUGAAUUUGGCAAACGUUUUGCUACAGAUGUGGCUAUUGAAUCAUUUUCUCGGCGGUUCGUUCACCCGAUACGGUUGGCGUGUACUCGAAUGGUCCGAACGGGAUAUCAGUGAACGCGGUCCGACCGACCCGAUGUUGGCCGCCUUCCCGCGGGUAACCAAAUGUACGUUUUGGGUAUACGGCUCAUCCGGUGAUGUCCAGCGACACGACUCCCUAUGUAUACUACCGUUGAAUAUCAUCAACGAAAAGAUCUAUAUAUUUGUUUGGUUUUGGUUUGCAUUGUUGGCCUCAAUAUCGGCACUGGUCAUGAUCUACCGUUUGCUGACCAUAUGUUUUCCAUCGGUACGCUAUUUGGCACUCAAAUCGCGUGCCCGAUUGGCCGACUCGGCCAAUGUUCGCCUUGUAGUUCGCCGAUCGGAUAUUGGCCACUGGUUUCUAUGGCAUUUGUUGUGCAAAAAUCUGGACGGCCAACACUGUGCACGUGUUUUGGACGCGUAUUGCGAUAGUGUUUUUGGUGUCGGCUCCGGCACCGGUAUUGUGGCCAACAAUACCAAUGAUAAGCAAGUAGUGAUAGUCAAUGAAAUAAUUUAAUAAUAAUUAUAAAACAAUAAUUAUUAUAUAUU
Oppia nitens is the source of this 1303-nucleotide messenger RNA. RefSeq names its product innexin inx2-like. Gene Ontology annotation, biological process: phototransduction. Gene Ontology annotation, cellular component: plasma membrane; gap junction. NCBI's taxonomy places the organism in Eukaryota, Metazoa, Arthropoda, Arachnida, Sarcoptiformes, Oppiidae. The transcript has a single exon. The record is from RefSeq and is a predicted model, not a curated record. Gene Ontology annotation, molecular function: gap junction channel activity. The coding region runs from base 111 to 1271 and encodes 386 amino acids.